ACAAAAAAAUAAAAAUAGAAAUCCCUUCUUACCCAGUACAGUUGUGAAACUUUUCAACACCUCUCUCUCGUAUUUAUCUUUGCAGCUUGCGCAAGUCGUUGCUUAAUCGAUGUAUUGUUGCAAACAAAUCAUGUGAGCAAUAGCGUUCUCAAAGACAAGACUUUUAGCUAUGGUUGGACACAGUGAAGCAGUACGCACAAUCUCGUCUCAGUUACCCAGGGUGAUAUCGCUUAAUGUUGGUGGAUACCACUUUGUAACUACUCUAUCCACAUUGACCAAGGAUAAGGACUCUAUGUUAGCCGCCAUGUUUAGUGGCCGGCACGAACUGGACACAGAUAGUGAAGGGAGAUAUUUUAUUGAUCGGGAUGGAACGUACUUCAAAGAAAUCCUGAAUUAUCUUCGAGAUGGUACACAGCUACCAUCUGCUGAAAGAGCUCUCGAGGUUUACAGAGAAGCGCAAUUCUACCAAAUAGAAGGCUUGAUCGACACUCUAGAACGUUUCUCAAACGUCUUUGCGCACAAAUUGGAAGAGGCAAGGAAAUAUAAGCUGGGAAGUGAUUUUGAAAAGUGGCAACAACAGAUUAUCACUUGCGCACAAAACAAGAGUCUUCAAAAUCUGACGUCCACAAGCAAAGUGAGCCUGCUGUCGCAAGAGGAUCAUAAAAAGAUUAUGGGAUGCGGAGACUGUGUUGGUCCGCAUGCGCACAACCUGAUCGUUUGCAAACCCGCUAAACGGGGAUCAGUGCAAAUUCACGACACGUUUGAAAAUGUGCAACGUCGCGUGAAAGAAACAGAACCUGUGGUUUGUCCCUUAAAAGAUGCUGAGAUGAAAGCUUUUGUGGAUAUGACCCUGGCUGAUUUGAUAAGCAAGGGAUACGCUGUCAGCCUUCGUGAAAUAACCAUUCAGUGUAAGAACACCAAGGUGUAUUAUGGGAUAGGUAAGGAAGAGUGUCAGUUGAACAUCACGGAGCACGUGAUCGAGUUUGAAUGGUGUACGCGCUAGAAUUCGACUAGCUGUAACUGGUAGUUAUGAUCGAAAAGCGCGGAACAAGCGCCUAUGAACAGGUCUGCAAUGCGUACUUUGGAACCGGCUCUGCGCCAGCUUAAAAUAUAGCUAAUUUCAUAAGUUCAAAUUAUUUUUGCAAAGGAACUUCAUACAAGUCUUAACAUACACAACACUUUCUAUUAAAAACUGGUCAGAGAAAAAAAAUUAUAUGUUAAGAGCUUUGAUAUAUCUUGAAGUAUAUGGUCUGAACAACGUAGCGAAGAGGCCAAUUGUGUUACGUUAUAAACAUUUUAAUUGAAUACGAAGUUGUCUUUCAAAAAUACUUUUGAAAUAAGUUAGGUAUAAACACAGACAAGAUCUUGUGAUAUACCAAGUCGAUUCCGGUGAAUGAAUAAUGAUUCUUAGACAAACUAAAACAAGUAGUUUGAAAAGUCAUAACUUUUCUUAAGCUUUGGAACACACACAUUGCAAAUGGCUACCUAAUCACUCCGUAAGCGCAGCUUUAAGACAAUAGAAAUGUUUUCAAAUGUGAAAUAAUCUGUCCAUACAUAAAUAAUCGAUAUUUAUAUAGGAAAUAAGGGGAUAAGGGUCGAAAUAAGGUCAGUCCAUCUUAGGACUUAGUGAUACCGAUGGUGCUUACAGUGCUAACUAUCAACUUUGUUGCGCGCGCUCCUUACGUCGUUGCAAAAUCAUCCGUAAUUUUUUUCUUACAAAGCUUGUGCCAACGAUUAGUGUCAGAAUUUCCCAAAGUGUAUUGAAAUACUAUUAUUUGUUUUGUUUUGUAUGCUUGAUUAUUUUUCUUAUUGUUUUACGUUUUGCAAGUCUGCCGUGACGGUAUUGUAGGUGAUUAAGAAGAAAUAUAACAAGUGUCCUGAUCGAGGCAUAUGCCCGUGACUAGAAACGAAAAAAUUAACAUUAUCACUAAAUAAUAAAAAUGGUACAAAACACAAAUCUGUCAUUUUCUUUCUAAUCGCCGAAGUGGAG
This is a messenger RNA of Pocillopora damicornis (cauliflower coral), 1990 nucleotides long. Its product is annotated as BTB/POZ domain-containing adapter for CUL3-mediated RhoA degradation protein 1. The record is from RefSeq and is a predicted model, not a curated record. Lineage: Eukaryota; Metazoa; Cnidaria; Anthozoa; Scleractinia; Pocilloporidae. Gene Ontology annotation, molecular function: protein binding. Gene Ontology annotation, biological process: protein homooligomerization.